Nematolebias whitei (Rio pearlfish) is the source of this 2558-nucleotide messenger RNA. RefSeq names its product ornithine decarboxylase 1 (gene odc1). Gene Ontology annotation, cellular component: cytoplasm. NCBI's taxonomy places the organism in Eukaryota, Metazoa, Chordata, Actinopteri, Cyprinodontiformes, Rivulidae. Gene Ontology annotation, molecular function: ornithine decarboxylase activity. The transcript has 11 exons. The record is from RefSeq and is a predicted model, not a curated record. The coding region runs from base 277 to 1686 and encodes 469 amino acids.
CAGUCAGUCUGGCUACUCCUCCAAGCAGCGCACUUCGUCGUGAAGGGGAACUGCUUUUUCAAACCCAUCUCUUUAGUCUAAUGGACAAACUCUUUGUAAAUGCUUUUUAAGAACCUCCACUCAAGGAAAUCACACUCCAGUUGCUCAACAGGCCCUGGCCUUGAGUCUUAUUUAAAGGGGUUUAAUUUCACUGGUGAGCCACCUUGGUUUCACUGCACCUGAGCGACGACAGCGCCAAAUUUCUCUCUUUCAUAUCCAAGUUGUGCAAAAAGAAUCAUGAUGACCACUGCCGCACUCACCGAUUUUGAAUUUUCUUUCCUUGACGAGGGCUUCUCUGCUCGGGAUAUUGUUGAGCAGAAAAUCAAUGAGUCAUCCUUGACGGAUGACAGGGAUGCUUUUUAUGUCUGUGACCUGGGAGAUGUCAUAAAGAAGCACCUUCGCUGGGGGAGGGCACUGCCUCGCAUUACUCCAUUCUACGCUGUCAAGUGCAACGACAGCCAGGCUGUAGUCAUGACUCUGGCAUCCCUGGGAACUGGCUUUGACUGUGCAAGCAAGAUGGAGAUCCAGCUGGUUCAGUCUUUGGGAGUGGAUCCAAGCAGAAUAAUUUACGCCAACCCCUGCAAGCAAGUUUCUCAGAUAAAGUAUGCGUCUUCACAUGGGGUGCAGAUGAUGACAUUUGAUAGUGAAGUGGAACUCAUGAAAGUGGCUCGUUGCCAUGACAACGCCAAGCUAGUGUUGCGCAUCGCCACCGAUGACUCAAAGGCACGUUGUCGUCUGAGUGUGAAGUUUGGGGCCCCUCUUAAAGCUUGUCGGGGUCUUCUUGAGCGGGCCAAGGAACUGGGGCUGGAGGUGAUUGGCGUCAGCUUCCAUGUUGGCAGCGGCUGCACCGAUGCAGAGACCUACACCAAAGCUAUUGCAGAUGCUCGCUGUGUCUUUGAUAUGGGGGAUGAACUGGGUUUCAACAUGGAUCUCCUUGACAUUGGAGGUGGCUUCCCUGGCUCGGACAACACUGAACUUAAAUUUGAAGAGAUCACUGCAGUAAUAAAUCCAGCCCUCGACAAGUAUUUUCCUGUCGACGCUGGCGUUAGGAUCAUUGCUGAGCCGGGACGUUUCUAUGUGGCAUCUGCCUACACCCUGGUUGUGAACGUCAUCGCCAAGAAGGUUAUUGCAGAUGACGAUUCUGCCUCUGAUGAGGAAGAUGAAGAAACUAGUGACAAGACUCUGAUGUACUACGUCAAUGAUGGGGUGUAUGGCUCCUUCAACUGCAUACUGUUUGACCACGCUCACUGUUUGCCAUUGCUGCAUAAGAAGCCAAAGCCAGAUGAGAUCAUGUACCCCUGCAGUAUCUGGGGCCCAACUUGUGACGGUCUGGACCGGAUUGUGGAGCAGUGUUACCUGCCGGAAAUGCAGGUGGGCGACUGGAUGGUCUUUGAGAAUAUGGGUGCCUACACUGUAGCUGCAUCCUCCACCUUCAACGGUUUUCAAAGACCUGACAUGUACUACGUGAUGUCUCGGCCCGCAUGGCAACAAUUGCAGCAGAUUAGUUCCCAGGGCCUGCCAGGUACUGUGGAGGACUCUUCCCUGUUUGACGUGCCAGCAUCCUGCGGGCGAGAGAGUAACAUGGUGAUGACGACCGAGCCCUGCCACAAACCUGUUAUCAAAACAUGCAGCAGCAAUGUGUUUUAGAUCGAGUGUGUUUGUUAAUGAUUGGACAACGUUAUCUCAACUUGUGACAUUGUCAAGGCCAGUUAAUUAACGGAAGCAUGAGAGGGACACGCUGCACACAUUUCUGGGUUUGGUUUAAUAGCUGGAGAUCAAAGAUGAAGUGAAGCUGAAUCACACUUAAACUGUCUAUGGAUUUUAAACGGGAUGGAAUAGGACUGUUUUCAUUCAUUUAGUUUCUGCAGUCCACUAUCAUCAAUGACUGAGCAAUUAUUAAUCAUUUCACUGAAAGUUCUCAUCACAGUAGAACUGAAAUCUUUGUCAAACUGCAAACAAGUUGACUGACCGCACAGUGUAAAACAUUUAAUUGAUCUAUCAACAUUAUUACGAUAACUCUUGGAGAUGGUUAGGGUUGUAAUUCAGUUUCUCAGGUGGCUGUUAUAUAUAUUUUUUUUAUUCAUGACCACUGCUUCAGUGCAGAACCUUUUCAAGAAGCACCACAUGUAAUGACUUAUGGCAAAGCAGUUUAGUGCCUGAUUCAUGCCUUUCAAUUUCUGAGAAAACGUUGACUGAAUGAAUCAUACUUUACAUAUCAGUACACUAAACUCUGAAUAUCUGCUUUAAGUAUUUGCUUCUCACUUCUGGGAAGAAAAGUCUUGAAAGGUUAGUGCUUCAAACACGGGGACUCAAAAAGCAGACUGUACCUCUUCUUUCUAACUUCAUUUAACGUUGUAGGUUUAAUAGCCAUGCAUUCUCUGUAACAUUAAGACUUAGACACAGUUUGAUCAUGCAUUUAAACUGGAUAUGAAAGAGACGGGAUUGCACAUUAUUUCUUUCCUAUGGAAAUCUUUUGAAAUUUUGUAUUUUUGUAAUAAAUCAUUAGGUGCACAGCCAAA